Molecule: messenger RNA, 1125 nt
Organism: Morus notabilis
Lineage: Eukaryota; Viridiplantae; Streptophyta; Magnoliopsida; Rosales; Moraceae
Product: prostaglandin E synthase 2
Exons: 6
Coding region: 38-1009 (323 amino acids)
Cellular component (GO): mitochondrion
Molecular function (GO): prostaglandin-E synthase activity
Source: RefSeq, a predicted model, not a curated record
GAGAGGGACAAAACCACUUUGAUCUGAUUCGAUCACGAUGAGAAGGGUUAAGGGACUUGCAGCUCUCGGCCGAGCCAUUGCUGGUGAAUUCGCCGGCGCCGCCAGAACCUCCGCCGCCGCUCGACGGGGACUUCUGCCUCAGGUAGCGGCGGCAACCUUUAAUUCUCGCUUGCCGUCGUUCGCUGGACGAUCCUCCGAUGGUUUUUCUCAAUUGACUCUCAUCCCUUCCAUGAAUCACGGUUUUCCGGCAACCAUGUGCUUCUCCAGCGCCGCCUCUCCGGCGAAGGAGCCACAGAGCUCCGACAAGUUCCUCCCCAAAGAUGCCGUGCUCUAUCAGUACGAAGCCUGCCCUUUCUGCAACAAAGUCAAAGCGUUCUUGGAUUUUCACAACGUUCCGUACAAGGUUGUGGAAGUUAACCCCAUCAACAAAAAGGAGAUCAAGUGGUCUGAUUACAAGAAGGUGCCCAUCUUGAAAGUUGAUGGUGAAAACAUGGUCGAUUCAUCAGUUAUAAUUGAUAAUCUGUAUCAAAAGAUCAAUCCUGACAACCCUGCCCUGGACAGCGAAGAAGAAAAGAAGUGGCGCAGGUGGGUGGAUAAUCACUUGGUUCAUGUUUUGUCACCGAACAUAUAUAGAACUGCUUCUGAGGCACUCGAGUCUUUUGACUAUAUCACAUCUCAUGGCAAUUUCAGUUUUUCUGAAAGAAUAAUAGCAAAGUAUGGUGGAGCUGCAGCUAUGUAUUUUGUGUCUAAGAAACUAAAGAAGAGGCACAACAUCACCGACGAACGUGCAGCGUUUUAUGAAGCUGUAGAAACAUGGGUGGAUGCUCUUAAAGGAAGGCAGUUUCUUGGUGGGUCGAGUCCCAAUUUAGCUGAUAUUUCUGUUUUUGGUGUUCUGAGGCCCAUCCGGCACCUUCAAUCCGGCAGAGACAUGGUGAGCAAUACCCGGAUUGGUGAAUGGUACAAUAGAAUGGAAGGGGCAGUGGGAGAGUCUUCUAGAAUAAAGGCAUGAAGGUGAGAUAUAUCAAAUAUAGUGCGUUUCGUAAAUUGUGCUGAUUCAUGAUUACAGAAAGGAAGGUGUGUUUGGUCAUGCUUACAUUGAUAGUUUUAGGGUCUGUUUAGUUUGCU